Sander lucioperca (pikeperch) is the source of this 6461-nucleotide messenger RNA. RefSeq names its product multiple C2 domains, transmembrane 2a (gene mctp2a). Bases 2602 to 5655 code for a protein of 1017 amino acids. The transcript is spliced from 23 exons. Lineage: Eukaryota; Metazoa; Chordata; Actinopteri; Perciformes; Percidae. The record is from RefSeq and is a predicted model, not a curated record. Gene Ontology annotation, cellular component: synaptic vesicle membrane. Gene Ontology annotation, biological process: regulation of neurotransmitter secretion. Gene Ontology annotation, molecular function: calcium ion binding.
AAACCACUAGUCUCGCAUUGCCAGUAAAGCUAACGACUCCCAACAACUGGGGAGAAUUUAAUUGCCUUUACAGUGUCAAAUCAUAACAGACGUCUCAGGACACUAUAGAGUAGCUAGGUCUUGGUCUAACCUUAGACCACACUAUAUAACGUUAGAACAUUAGCUAAACCUAACCUUCAGGUGCUGUAAGCGUAGCUAACAGGUUAUUUUAAUGGUUUAACCUGUUAGCCGAUCUUUCUAAAGAAAAUAAUGUGUUUUAAAUAUGAAAAGGGUAAGUUUAAUCACUUAAAAAACAAAAAAAAAUGUACGGCGAGUAACAGUAACUUAUGGUAAAAUGUGCAUUAAAUUCUAAGGUAAGAAACAUUGUGAAUGCUUAUAAAAUAUAUGCAUUGCUAACUUAUGCGAGCUAAAUUAUACCAAGUUAAAGCACUUUUGGUGUAAAAGUAGACUUUACGACUUACAGUUGUUUGCUGAAGUUCAAUUUUGAAUGCUGAAUUGUAUUUGCAUUUUCUCCAUUGUGGUAUUACUAACCUAACGUUAGGCUACUCAUAUUUAAACUCAAUAAAAUUGAGUGGCAAAACAUGCACUGUGAGACCAACAGGAGAUUUAGGUUAGCUGACGACCUCAGUCUUUCAUGGUUGUUUUCAGUGUAAAUUAAGGCUUGCAUGUGCAUCACUCAGUAUAUUUGUCCCAAAGUGCAUGUUCUUGGCUUCCUGUCCAUCAGACCAACUGUGGUGCAGGCUGGCACAGGUCCAGUGUGCAUGUGUAGAGUAACUAUGCAGGGUUUGGGGCUUUUUGAGUUGUGUGAGAAGGAGGGCGACAGGCCACCUGCCAUAGGGGCUUGCCCUGUUUGGAUCCCCAGCCCUGCCUUUCAACCGGGAGCCAAGUUGAGGUUCUUUCAUGUGGGCCUGAUCUCCUUAAGACAUCAGCAAAUAUUGAACAAGACUCAGUCCAGACUCAAACACAUCUGUUGUCAUAUAGUCUCCACUGUUAGGCACAGACAAUUGGAGAGAGAGUGUGAACACCAGUGGGUCUGUUGCAUAAGCUUCGAUGUGUGGACAGAAAGCUAUAGUUUAUACUUUGCAAACACAAAUGCUAACUUUUGACGAGCUUAGGCUAAACCAUGUUCCACUGUAAACAAAUAUGGGGCUGUGUGCAAGGAAUAUAGUUUGGUAUGACAAGGCAGCCCACUGACUGCCAGAUUUGGGCUGAAGAUCGGAAAUGAGAUAAGACGAACAGAUAGCCAACAUUUAAUAUCCCUCAGUCAUGUUGUAGAAUCAAUCAGCAGUAUUUUGGGACCGUUUUGGACAGAUAAGAAGGACAGUUGUAUUUUAGAAUUAGGAUAGAUUAUGGAAUUAAGUACUUUUCUCAAAUACUUGGAGCUAUAAGAGAAUGCAUAUUAGAGGAAGUGUAAUGCAUGCAGAACUUCAAACAGACAAAAAGCCUCACAAAUGCAAAUACAUAUAAUCAACAGUAAACAGACUGAUAGGCAUGCAAUAAACAGGCUGUUGAACUUGCUGUACUGUGAGCUGAACUGUUUCAUCAUAGUUUUGGUGUUUCAGUGUCAAUUUAAUAUCCUGCAACUGUGUCUUAAUAUACUUAAUAUUUGUUGUCAGAUUUUCAGGUUUUUCUGAUCCCACAUAACUGAAGUCAUACAGCUCCAUCCAUCACAAAAAUACUUGGGUAGGAGUUGGGUUGGGUCAACACUCACAGCAUUCUCAUAGUCGUUGAAACUCACCUUGUGCGACUGGAAUGGCUAGUUACACCCAGUCCAGCCUCUCCACCAAUCGCUUGCCUUAAAAGUUGUCUUGAAGCAGGAAAGGGCACUAACUAGUAUGUUGUGUUGCCUGCAACCCUUCCUCUUUGACAUCAUAGUUAGGAUGGUUGAGUUGCCUCUGAAAUUUACUGGUGCUCUCGGUGGAGACUGAUUUGGUCUGUGGCUUUGUCAAGCUGUUCGGUGGAGGUCGACUGGACAGGUAUAGUAUCAUGUUUUCGUUGUCUAAAUUAUAGUAGAACAAUCCAGGAGGUAAUGCCAUGUAGAAUUAUUUAGGUAAAGUAGUUUAUCGAGAAAUGUUUGUGUCAUCAGAUAUUAGGCCUUAGUAUGAUAAUGACAAUGUAGCCUGCCAACUACGUUUGGUUUUGCUGAUUUAAUGUAGUUAUAGGUAGGCAUUGUUUGUGUUUUAUUACAACAUGUUAAGGCAGAGAAUUGGCCUAAGUACACAUUCAGAUAGCAGACAAACAAUAUAGCCUAGAUGUCUUUACUUUUGUCUGUGUAUUGUGAAAAAUCCUCUGAAGUGCUUAAUCUGCCACUGUGUUACUACUUUUUGACAUACUGUAUACAGUGCUUUUAAAAUAAUUUUUCGAGUCAGGUGUCAUACAGGAAAUCUAAUGUACUAGGACACAAUAGGAAAAUAUGAUUUUAACCUUGAUCAAUGGCCAACUUGAAUACAUUGUAAAUUUGGCCUUUGUAGUUGAUAUAAUUUCCAUGGACUGAGUCUACUGCAGAUAGGACACCAUGGUGCAUUGUCUUAGGCCUGUACACAUCUAACACAAGGGAUCUUAAUCUCACAGUUUUUUUUUAUGUGAAAGUUAUCACUCAAGAUGGAGGACAAGAAAAAGAACUUCUUGGAUAACUUCCGUCUCAAAACUAAGUUGGUCAACCUGAAGAAGCCAGGGAAGAAGGCUUUUGGAAAGCGUGGAAAGAAGCUGGCUCAUCGGCGCAGUAUUUCUGUACCAGACCUAAGGUUUGUGCCAGCUGAAGCAUUUUCUACAGACAGUGCCACUCCUUCUGAUGCCAUCUCCUUCAGCAACUCCCGUGGUGAGAGUGAUACUGAUUCUGUUGCCAGUGGCUCCGUUGUUGAUGGACUCCUUUUCACAGACAAACUGAACGAUUCAAUCCCAGAAAGUAGACUCAAAGUUCCCAUAGAUCGCACAGCUGCUGCUUUGAAUAGAAUAAGUUCACCAGCGGGGACACCGAGCCUUCAUGAGGAAAAUGCACAGGCAGAUAAAAGAGCCAUGGGGAAUGCACGUAUAUUUACUUUUGACCCUAUUCCUAAACCAAGAAGUGUUUUUACCAAUGCACUUCCACCAAGACCAGACAUUGUAGGGAGAGAGAAUCUCUCUGGUGAAGACACCCCAGCAGCCAUAGUGCCUUCAGGUGCUGUUGCUGCAGUAUUGGCAAGAGCAAGCUCAAUGGGAGAACAAGUGAAGCCUUACACAGAAAAGAGGACCACAGCAUUUGAGUAUAGAGAGUCAUCAUCUGAAAAAGGAACUCCGCCAGCAACCAGAGCAAAUGCUCAGGGUACUCCUUUGGAGAGUGCAGAUGGUACCUCUUCACCUCCUUCCUGUGGCAGUCCCAGUGAGGAGCGAGUCAACAUGCCCUGGACGACAGACUCGGAGGAUCUUGACCGAGAACUUUGCUCUUACGUUUUGACGGAAGAGGCUCUGCUAGAAGAAGCCCAGCCUGAGGAGGAGCUAGAAGAAACGACAGAGGUGUCCAGUGGACCGAAUUAUUUCUUUGACGAAAACAUGCAAGAUCCUCUAGAAAACUCUCAGUUUAUGACAGCAGGGGCUGACGUCCAAGCACUUGACCCAUCCCAGAGAUACCUCCUGAACAUCAACCUAAAGCAGGGAAGGAACCUGGUCAUCCGAGACAAGCGCUCCGGGACCAUUGAUCCUUAUGUGAAGUUCAAACUUGAAGGAAAACAGUUUUAUAAAUGCAAAGUGGUUUAUAAAAGCCUGAAUCCACGGUGGAAUGAGUCCUUCUCCCAUCCUCUUCGAGAUAGAGAGCAUGUCGUGGAAGUUCGGGUCUACGAUAAAAAUCGGACCGCUGAUGAGUUCAUGGGUUCCAGCACUAUUUCCCUAAAGCAUCUUCAAUUGUACAAAACCUAUGAAAUGGAGUUGCUUCUUGAUGAUCCAAAAAGUAAAGAAGAUAACAUGGGAGUUAUUCUUGUUGAUGUCUGCUUAAUGUUUAGAGAUGCCACCAUCAAAAGAAGCCCUAGAUGGCGACCAAGGAAGAAUAAGCAGAACCAGGCCGCACUAUCCACACGGCCAGCUGAGACACAGAGGAAUCAGCUGAAGAACCAGAUGUGGACUGGGGUGCUUGGUAUCACCUUGGUGGAGGGACAGGACCUGCCACAGCAUGGCCGUGGGGACAUUUACGUGCGCUUUCGCCUUGGUGAUCAGAAGUACAAGAGCAAGAACCUUUGCAUUCAGGCCAAUCCCCAGUGGAGAGAGCAGUUUGACUUCAAUCAGUUUGAAGAUAACCAGGAACCUCUGCAGGUGGAGGUGUACUCAAAGAGAGGAAGGAAGUGUGAGGAAUCAUGGGGGUUGUUUGAGAUUGACCUAUCGAGACUUCCACUUAAUGAGAGGCAGCUCUACACUCAUGUGCUGGACCCAGGAAAGGGCAGGCUGGUGUUUCUGGUCACCCUGAGACCCUGCUGGGGAGUCUCCAUCUCUGACAUUGAAACAGCUGCCUUGGAGAACCCUGAUGAGAGAGACACAGUAGUGGAUAGAUUUAGCUUAAAGAACUCACACAAGUGUGUGGGGGAGGUUGGCUUACUUCAGGUCAAAGUUGUAAAGGCAAAUGAUCUUCCUGCCACAGACCUCAAUGGAAAAAGCAACCCUUUCUGUGUUGUUGAGCUCGGUAACAGCAAACUUCAAACUCACACAAUCUACAAGACCCUCAAUCCGGAUUGGAACAAAGCCUUUACGUUCCCAAUAAAGGACAUUCAUGAUGUGAUAGAGUUAACUGUCCUUGAUGAAAAUGGAGACAAAGCCCCAAACUUUUUGGGGAAAUUAGCAAUUCCAUUACUUACUGUUCAGAAUGGGCAGGAGAUAUGUUUGUUCUUGAAGAAAGAAGACUUGGGAGGUACAUCAAAAGGAACCAUCACACUCGUGCUGGAGGUUAUCUAUAACAAAGUCAGAGCUGGAAUCAGAACCUUUCAACCGAAAGAGACAACAUUAAUGGAGGAAAACGUGAAGUUCUCCAAAAAGGUUCUUGCCCGGAAUAUUUAUCGGGUUCGAAAAAUCAGCACAGCAGUUCUGUACACGUUACAGUACAUUAAAAGCUGUUUUCAGUGGGAGAGCACGCAACGGAGUCUAAUAGCCUUUCUGAUCUUCCUUGUGACGGUGUGGCACUGGGAGCUCUUCAUGCUGCCCCUCUUCCUGCUUCUGCUCCUUGGCUGGCAGUACUUCCAGCUCACUGGGGGGAAGGCCAGCCCAAACCUGGACCUGGUGAACAUGAGCAUGGGUGACGACGAAGAGGAAGACGAGAAGGAAUCCGGGAAAAAGGGUUUGAUGGAUAAGAUACAUAUGGUGCAGGAAGUAGUGCUGGCUGUCCAGAACGUUUUGGAUGAAAUUGCAAACAUUGGAGAGCGAAUCAAGAACAUAUUCAACUGGUCUGUCCCAUUCAUGUCGUGCCUGGCCUGCGUGGUGCUGUUUGUGGCAACAGCGCUAUUAUAUUUUAUCCCACCACGAUAUAUUGUGCUGAUAUGGGGCGUUAACAAAUUUACCAAGAAGCUGCGCAACCCAUAUACUAUUGACAAUAAUGAAACACUGGAUUUCCUCAAGAGGGUGCCUUCUGAUGUUCAAAAGGUGCAGCACAGCGCGCUGAGAGCGCCCACCAGCCAGAACCAGCCGCGGAAGAAAAGGUAAGCGCCGCGGACACGCUGGAUGAAAGGCUGGUCUCCCUUUGAAUAUGGUACGACGCAGUCCACCUGACAACAAUGCUCCAGUGCCAGCAGAGCCCAUGACCCUGUGCACCCCCACCAUACCACCCUAACUCUGCCUCCUGCUGCUGAGGGGCAGCCAGCCGCUCUCUGGCUUGUGUGUUUGCCACCCCCCUGACAGAGGCUGUGAACUGCAGCAGCUAGGAGGGCAGCACAUGGCGCUGUCAAUCACAAGCCUGGAGGUAAAGAAAAGAGAGCGCUGCAAGGCUCAGCCUUCAUCUUUGGAAAUAAUUCUGAAAAGGAAUGAAAAGCGUCGGGUUUGGCUUACCUUGGACCUCCACGGCUUUGCUUUUCUUUUCUUUUUUGACUUUGGUGAAACUAAGAAAUUUGACUUCAGGUUAAGUUAAUACAAGCAGUUUAUGGAAAACAAACCAUCGCAAUCUUUUUUCUAUAUCCAUGUGUUAAUAUAAAUAAAGGUUAUAUAUCGCAAUAUAUUUUUAAAUAUUUAAAAUGUUUUGACACACAUUACAAAUUUCGGGACAGAGUACUGAAUGUUACUAUUCUUUUUGUGGUAAGGACCUACUGAAUAUAAUGCUCUCAGCUUUCCUAGUUUUAUCCCAGCAACAAAAUAUAUAUUUAUGUACUGCACGUGUAUUAUUUCCAGGUGACUUUAUUUGUUACUGUAUGUUAGACUGAUUAAUUUGAGAGUUUUAUUUUUACUCACUAUCUUGUCUGCAUCAUCAAAUAGAGAAUUUGCAGGAAUCCUGAAUAAAGAGUCUUGAUCAGUUUGAA